This is a messenger RNA of Lates calcarifer (barramundi perch), 1998 nucleotides long. Its product is annotated as aldehyde dehydrogenase 2 family member. Gene Ontology annotation, molecular function: aldehyde dehydrogenase (NAD+) activity. The coding region runs from base 90 to 1646 and encodes 518 amino acids. The transcript has 13 exons. NCBI's taxonomy places the organism in Eukaryota, Metazoa, Chordata, Actinopteri, Centropomidae. The record is from RefSeq and is a predicted model, not a curated record.
CACCCCGGAGCUGCGCAUUAAGUCGGUUAAUCCUCGGCCUGGACUACACACACAGUCUCUUCGGUGUUGGACGUGCCGGAAGAAGCAUCAUGCUCCGUACUGUGUUUUCUCGGGCCCUUCCCGGACUGAGCCGGCUGUCGGUGUGUCACUACUCUGCUGCCGCCAUCCCAGCCCCCAACAUCCAGCCCGAAGUCCACUACAACAAGCUGUUUAUCAACAACCAGUGGCAGGACGCAGUGAGUGGGAAAACUUUCCCCACCAUCAACCCAGCAACCGGUGAAGUUAUCUGUCAAGUUGCAGAGGCUGAUGAGGCAGAUGUAGACAAGGCAGUGAAAGCAGCACAUAAUGCCUUCAGGCUGGGGUCACCAUGGCGACGGAUGGACGCCUCUCAUCGCGGCCUGCUGCUCAACCGACUGGCUGAUGCGAUUGAGAGAGACUCUACCUAUCUUGCCGAGCUGGAGACUCUUGACAAUGGGAAGCCAUAUGCUGUCGCCUACACUGUUGAUCUGCCCAAUGUGGUGAAGUGUCUCAGGUACUACGCAGGCUGGGCUGACAAAUGGGAGGGAAAGACCAUCCCCAUUGAUGGAGAUUAUUUCUGCUACACCAGGCAUGAGCCCAUUGGAGUCUGUGGACAGAUCAUACCGUGGAACUUCCCUCUGUUGAUGCAGGCGUGGAAACUCGGCCCUGCCCUUGCGACUGGUAACACUGUGGUGAUGAAAGUUGCAGAGCAGACUCCACUCACAGCUCUCUAUGUAGCCAGCUUGAUUAAAGAGGUGGGUUUCCCUGAAGGUGUUGUGAACAUCCUGCCAGGCAUGGGCCCAUCGGCUGGUGCUGCCAUCGCAAAGCACAUGGAUGUUGACAAGGUGGCCUUCACUGGAUCCACAGAGGUGGGUCAUCUGAUCCAGCAGGCUUCAGGCAGCAGUAACCUGAAGAAAGUCACCCUGGAGCUGGGAGGAAAGAGCCCUAAUAUCAUCCUGUCUGAUGCCAACAUGGAGGAUGCAGUGGAGCAGUCCCACUUUGCUCUGUUUUUCAACCAAGGCCAGUGUUGCUGCGCUGGCUCUCGAACCUACGUCCAGGCAGACAUCUACGAUGAGUUUGUGGAGCGCAGUGUUGAGCGAGCUAAGAGACGAGUGGUGGGAAACCCUUUUGACUUAAAGACUGAACAGGGACCUCAGGUCGAUCAGGAGCAGUUCAACAAGAUUCUGGGUUACAUCAGCAGUGGGAAGAGAGAAGGAGCCAAGCUCAUGUGUGGAGGAGGAGUGGCCGCAGACAGAGGAUACUUCAUCCAGCCUACUGUGUUUGGAGAUGUCCAGGACAACAUGACCAUUGCCAGGGAGGAGAUCUUUGGUCCAGUGAUGCAGAUCCUGAAGUUUAAAUCACUGGAGGAGGUGGUGACGAGAGCAAACGAUACUAAGUAUGGUCUGGCAGCCGCUGUGUUUACUAAGGACAUUGAUAAAGCCAACUAUGUCUCCAAUGGGCUCCGUGCUGGCACAGUCUGGAUUAACUGUUAUGACGUGUUUGGGGCUCAGGCUCCGUUUGGUGGUUACAAGGCUUCAGGUAAUGGCAGAGAGCUGGGAGAGUACGGUCUGGACAACUAUACAGAAGUCAAAACGGUGACCAUCAAGGUACCACAGAAGAAUUCAUAGAUGUGAGCUGUGAUGUGUCCACAGUACAUACCUGUUGAAGCAGGGAGGAAUCCCAUUUACUCGAGCACUGCAGACCCUUUCUUGCCAUGUUUGCUCCUAAAGCUUUCAUCUUGAGUAAAUCAAAACAGCGAAUAGAAACCUUAAAUAUAUUAUGAAGGACAUUUGACCACACCUGAUGAUGUCUCAAACACCAGAUUAUCAAAGACUCUGUUCAUAAUGAACUCUCCAUACCUUAAAUGUUCCUCCUGAUUUCAUGUAAUCAUAAAACGUUCUAUUUGUACACAGUCUCUAUUUGUAAUCUGUGGGCUCUGAGAUUUUUUAUUUUUCAGAAUAAAUGCAUUUGAAGCACUCA